This is a messenger RNA of Leptopilina heterotoma, 2971 nucleotides long. RefSeq lists its product as uncharacterized. The transcript has 4 exons. Lineage: Eukaryota; Metazoa; Arthropoda; Insecta; Hymenoptera; Figitidae. The record is from RefSeq and is a predicted model, not a curated record. The coding region runs from base 788 to 2761 and encodes 657 amino acids.
AAAAAUAUAUAAGAAGACGAAGAUGAAGAGAAGGAAGAAGAUCGUAAUGACCUUCCUUGACUGAACGUUCAAGGAGUAGGAGGUUCUUUGACACACUUGACGCACCAGGUGAAUUGUAACUUCUCAAGAACCCACGACUUUAGUUCUAAAGCAGAUAUCGUCGAGAACGCAUCUCCGUACAAUGUGUAACCGGUGACAUUCCGGUGACGUGUUUAUUUUUUGUGAACAAGAAUAUUUAACAUCACUUUUAUUUUUUACCCCCCCCCCUCACCACAUUUAAUAAUUUCCUGACAUGAUUAUUCCAUUUGUAAAGUGUGUGAAAAAAAUUUAUCAACAUGCACAUAAUAAAUUCAAACCAAACCACCAAUCACGCGUAACGAUGAAAACUACAUUCCUGGUCCACUUAGCGUGAAGAUGAAGUUGGAUAAAAAUCAUCAGGAAAUUAGAACAAAAAUUUCAAAACUACAUUCGUGAUUAUAGAUGCAUUAUUUUAACAUUAUCAAUUAGAAAAAUGUUUGAUAAUGUAAAUUAAAAAAAAAACUAACCACACAGACUCCAAUUCAAUUUAGUUUAAUUAGUGUAAAUUGUUAAUUUAUUUACCUAGUGCGUAACUAUUUAUUUCAAAUAUUUAUAUUUAGUUCGUAAUAAGAAUCAAAUUACAAAAAUAUUUAAAAAGAAAUUAGUCAAAUAUUUUAAUUGUAGGUAAUAAUUUUUUUGAAAUUUAAAAAAUUAAUUUUGUUGAGUAAUUUGAUUAAAGAGAAAAAAGUUAAUUAACAUCAAAUCAAAAAUGUCUAAAUAUAACGCUAUCCUUUUACUGUUGUGUAUCUCGGUCACGUUCGCGAGUUCCCAAUUCUUCAGUUUCUCGAAACUCAAGUCGUAUGCGAAGCUUUUCAAUGCUCGCGAUUUGCCGGUCAAUGAAACCGGAAAUGAAUUCUGGCAUGGACUUAUCAGAGACUGCAAAAAGAGGAUAACUUUCUCCUGUAUUCAAAAGAAUGCUUACACUUAUCUCGACAAUACAUUCACUGAACGUGAUAAUAUCACUGUAUUCGAUGGUUUUGUGUUAACGAAAAAUAAUUUAAAUUAUCAAACAUGUCAACGAAAAUCAAAUAUUGAUAGUGACCAUGAAAAUUUAGUGGAGAAUUCAAAUGAUGAUGAUGAUAAUGAUCUCAAUAAACGAAAAAUGGAAAAAAAAGAUGAUAAUGAUGAUAAUGAUAAAUGUGAAAAUAGUGAAGAAGCUCGUGAUUUUCAUGAAGAACCAAUAACGCCAUUGGAAGAAAUUACAAAUGCUCUUCGUGAAAAAGCUAUAAAAUUCUUAGCAACACGUGAUUAUGCGAUACAAAUGCCGGAACUUUUUUUUGAAGGAGCUAAUUUUAAAAUUAGCCCCCGUAAAAUUGACGCGAAUGGCGCACUUGUCAGAAUUGAUUUUGCACCAAAAAAUAUCGACAAUACAGGGCGACUUUUUUUCAAAAAAAUUAGGAAGGCAAUACAGAAUAAAUUGUUGAUGAGCUUCUUGGCCCUAUUGCUGAUAAUUAAGUUAAUUAAAUUGAAAUUCAUGUUCGUCAUUCCCUUCCUGUUUGGAGUAGGGGCAGCGAAAAAAUUAUUCCUGAAAUUAUUGCUGUUUUUGGUACCAGCAUUUGCUCACGUAUUUAAAUUAUGCUCGAGCUAUUACAGCAGUCCACACUCAAAACUACAACAUCAUCAUCAUCAUCAGGUGGCACAUCAUCAUCAUCAUGUACCAGUUCCAGUUCCCGUACCAGCAGCAAGUCCAAUUUACGUCGAUCAUCAUCCGCCACAUCACGAGGAGGAAUUUAGUGGUUAUGAUUAUGCACAUCCUCAUAUUCAAUAUCGUAAGGAUAUAGAGGAACUAAAGGAAUGGGGCAUCGAACCAUAUGAGGAGCCAAUUGAAGAGGUCAAUCAGCAUUUAGGUCCAAUUAGUCCAACGCCAUUGUCGCCCGUCUAUCCUGGACCAUAUGGUCCACAAUAUUCACCAAAUUCACGUAAUCAAGCUCAUAAUCUCGCAUACUCUGGCUAUUUGGAUGAAAUUAAACUCAAUAAACAACGUGCACAAGUGCAAUCAGCUGCUGCAAAUUUACCCCCUGGACCAAAUAUCAGACCGGUUUAUUCACCGGGACCACAGGCGAAUUCCCCAUCCGCACCAGUUGCAAUUCAAGUUGUUCAAAAUCCGCAAUCGAAUAUUGUGCCAUCAUCGACAAUUAAGGUGACGAAGAAGAAUCCUUAUGGAGUUUUUGCUCAACCAGUGCAACAAGUUCAGCAACAUUUGCAGCAACAGCAAUUGCAACAGCAGCAACAACAAUUGCAACAGCAGCAACAACAACAAUUACAACAGCAGCAGCAGCAACAACAACAGCUGCAUCAGCAAUUGCAGAAUCAGCAGACGAGAGUGGGUCAAGGUCAAAAGGUGGUGCAGUUAGCUAAACCACAGGGAUUACGUGCAGUUUAUGAUGACGAGUUUUAUGGGCCAAUUGUUGGCCGGCUAGACGAGAUCUUCGGACAACUGAGAUUCAUUGAGGAGAAUUGCAGGGAGAGGCUUGUUUGUAGUAUGUACAAGAACCCGGCGAUCUUUGCACCACACAGUAAUCUUGUGUCCAACGAGCUGUCCAGGGAUCCUCAAGAGCUGAAGCGUGGAAAUUCGGCCACAGUUUCCAGUCAAAGGUUUCAUCGCUAUCUUGGUGCAGCGAGAUUAGGACAGGACGGUGGAGAUUGCCUAAGAACGUAUUCAUGUCACAUAAAUACGGAAUAAAAAAAUUGUAAUAAUUUAAAAUAUCACUGUUUUCUCAAAAGAAGGAAUUUUUCUUCGUCCUUUUUUUUAAAUCAUAAAAAUGUCAAAAUCAAGAAAAAUAUUUUUUUUUGUAGAAAUACUGGAGAAAAUUAUUUUUUCCAUAACUGUAAAAUAUUUGGUUGUGAAACAACAUUCUUUUCUUCCGUUAAUCUUUGAAAUUCGAAAAAAAAU